AUGGCAAAUAAAAGGCAGAAAGUAGGACAAUCUUGGAAUCGAAUUUUACAAAAUCAGGUAUAUUGGUUAGACAAGAUUAUAUAUAGAAUAAAUAAUGAUUCUGAAGAAAACACAUCUUCGGAUGAGGAACAAGAGCCUCCUUGUCGCUCAGUUGGACGGCCACGGGUGCCAUUUGAAGAGGCAUCGAAGAAAACAAAACGAAGACGUGUAGCCGAAAUAACCACAGACAGAUCUGCAAAUAAACUUCAAUUUGCUGUAAAUGUCGUUUCUGGAAGCAAUCACAGUGAGAUCUCGCCACAAAUGUUUAGUUUUAGUACAGCUGAAGCUUUAGCCCUUAUGGUAGAUUUGGAUAUAUCCGUAAGAAAGUAUUUGCUACUUAGGCCGAUCAAGUUUUUAUUUAAAAAGGAAAAUGCUGAUUUAGUGCGGAAUACGGAAAGGGAAAUAAUAACAAAAAUUGAAAAUUUGAUUGAUAUUGAGAUUAAAACAAAAGAAGGGCACUCUUAUAUAAUUGAAGUUGAUAUGAUGUUAACAAUGUUGGACGGCAGGGUUUUAAACGUUCUAUCAGAGACAAAUUCAACUAUGGAGUGCAUCAUUUGCGGAGCCACAGCCAAGGACAUGAACACGUUACCAGGGAUUAACCGUCCUCCUGACGUAGACAAUUAUUUACCGGUUUGGUUUGUCAACUUUACACUGCUGGAUUCGUUUUCUGAAUGCUUACUCCAUAUUGGAUACCGCCUGCCAAUUAAAUCUUGGCAGGUUCGUGGGCCUGAAGACAAAGCUAUAGUCGAAGCAAACAAAAAACGAAUCCAAGCAGAGUUCAGAGCCAAGCUGUCUCUAAUAGUUGACAAACCAAAACCCGGGUAUGGCUCCUCAAAUGAUGGCAAUACGGCCAGAAUUUUUUUCCACAAUCCACAAACAAGUUCAGAUAUCACAGGGGUUGACAGGGAAUUAAUCGAGAAAUUUGCGAUCAUCUUAGGAGUGUUAGCUAGUGGUUGCGCUAUUGAUAUGGAAAAGUUUGCGUCAUUGCUGGAAGAAGCAAGAAAUUUGUAUAUCCACCUUUAUAAGUUUUACAACAUGCCAAACACAAGGUCCUUGUUCAUGGGUGUGAGAUAA
Messenger RNA from Acanthoscelides obtectus, 1113 nucleotides. NCBI's taxonomy places the organism in Eukaryota, Metazoa, Arthropoda, Insecta, Coleoptera, Chrysomelidae. The record is from the annotation of a GenBank genome assembly.